Molecule: messenger RNA, 2617 nt
Organism: Pocillopora verrucosa
Lineage: Eukaryota; Metazoa; Cnidaria; Anthozoa; Scleractinia; Pocilloporidae
Product: neuroendocrine convertase 1
Biological process (GO): protein processing
Cellular component (GO): trans-Golgi network; Golgi membrane
Molecular function (GO): serine-type endopeptidase activity
Source: RefSeq, a predicted model, not a curated record
AUAUGGCGGCCAGUGAUGCAUGUUCAAUGAGAAGGGAUGAUGACGAUCAUCGUUUUCUCUCCGUGCCUCCAUACGUUACUAUGGAAGCGAUGAACUGACGAUGAAAUGCUUUGCUUUUUUUCCCAAAAGACGGAAACGAAAGGAAGUAAUAAGCUGAGCUCAUGCAGAAUGAGCUGAGUUCGAGGUUGAGGACAUUCAAUGAUAAUUCCAAGACAAAUUUUAUGUUAUUAUGAUGAGUAAGAUGGCAUUCUUAAAGCUGUUUAUUCUUCUGGCCUUGCCAUAUACCUGUGUAUCAAAGAGAGGAUUGAGGUAUACCAACACUUGGGCAGUAAAGAUUGAUGGAGAUAUUAAAACUGUAAAGAAUAUUGCUCAAAGGAAUGGAUUUAAUUAUAAAAUGAAGCUUUAUUCCAAUUACCAUCUUUUUGAGCACAAGGAUCUUCCAAAGGUUUCCUCACAUCCAAAUCACAUUCACACAGAUGGUCUGAGCCAAGAACCAAUGGUGAAGUGGUUUGCCCAACAAAUAAGGCAGAAAAAGGCUCUCUAUGAUCAAGCAAUGUCUCUGUCCUUUAAUGAUCCAAGGUGGAGGGACCAGAUGUGGUAUCUGAAUCCUCCUGAUGGCAGAGGAAUGAAUAUUGACAAAGUGUGGCAACAGGGUGUAACUGGAAAAGGGAUUGUUGUUGCAGUUGUUGAUGAUGGCCUACAACAGUCUCAUCCUGACCUUAAAGAUAAUUUUGAUCCUUUAGCAAGUUUAGAUCUGGUUGAUUUUGAUGAAACACCUGAUCCAGAGGGGAAAUUUUCAGGGCAUGGUAACCGCUGUGCUGGAGUGAUUGCAGCUUCUGCUAACAAUACUGAAUGUGGUGUAGGAGUUGCCUUUGACGUCAGCCUUGGAGGUAUUCGUAUUUUUGGAGAAGAAGACGAUGAUCCAACAGAUUCCAUGGAAGCACUAGCUUUAGGAUACAAGCGGGACUACAUAGAUAUCUAUUCAUGCAGUUGGGGUCCAGAAGAUACCGGGUGGGACAUGGAGGGCCCUGGCGAACUUGCAAGAGGCCAACUGGAGGAAGGGACCAAAAUAGGUCGACAUGGCAAGGGAUCAAUCUUUGUCUUUGCUGCUGGAAAUGGAGGACGAGAGUAUGAUAGCUGUGCUUACAAUGGAUAUGCCAACAGUAUAUUUACAAUAACAAUAUCUGGAGUCAGUAGGAAUGGAAGUAUCCCUGGAUAUGCAGAGAGGUGCUCCGCUGUGAUGGCUACCACUUACAGCCAGGAUGAUGCGGAAGGAGUUGACUCAAUUAUUACUUCAGAUCUUAACGGCACCUGCGCAUCAACAUUUGCAGCCACCUCUGCAGCGACUGCAAUGGCUUCUGGGAUCAUAGCGUUAGCGAUGGAAGUCAAUCCGGAGGUCACGUGGCGUGAUAUGCAGCACCUGAUUGCUUAUUCGUCCAACCAUGAUUUGCCUCGUUCUGAUGACUGGAUGCAAAAUGCUGCUGGGCUCUGGGUUAGUAGUUACUUUGGAUUUGGACUCAUGGAUGCAGCGGCUUUGGUAAACUAUUCCAGGGCUUGGCAUACAGUGCCAGAACAGAUCAAAUGCGAGAUUCCUCGGCCCAGACUGAACAGAUUUUUGGGGCAGUAUGGCGACACGGAAGUGACUCUGAACGUGUCCAAAUAUAGCUGUGGUGGCGAGAACACUAUCCAGUACUUGGAACACGUGGUCGUUAUAAUCCAGGCCAGGUUUGACAGGCGUGGUUAUCUUGAAGGGAAUUUGACCUCGCCUCGAGGGACCACAUCCCAGAUCCUUCCCUAUCGUGCAAAUGACGUAAUUGCGACAGAUUUCAAUAACUGGCCGAUGCUCAGCCUGCAGUUUUGGGGAGAAAAUCCUGAAGGGGCUUGGAAUCUAAGAUUUAGGAACCAUUUUCCAGCCCACGAAUUUUCAGGUUAUUUGUUUAAUUGGACCCUUGUUCUUUACGGAACAGCUAGUGAUCCGUUGGAAAAGAAUCCUCAUGUAUCAAGACCUUUCACCACGAGGAUAAACGUGACCACAAGUACAGAAGUCAUGCCGGGUACUGCUGUUCCUGUUGCUCGCCAUGAAGGCUUGUCGAAGACAGAAAUAGCUUUGAUGAGCAGCGCCGCCGUUAUUGCUUUGAUUAUUGUUAUUUUAGCUUUGGCUUAUUGUAAGUUUAGAGUUUGUCGACGAAAAUCAAGGGCCGAUAAACCAUCCAACCACAUCAAGUUUUCAGCGUUAAGUCGCACUUCGACAGAAGCUGCAAGGGAAGAAUCCACGCAAAGUGUUUAACUGAACGAAGCAGGCAAGUUAUCUCCACGUUCGGUAACUGUUCCUAUCCUUCACAGUAGGUAGAGGAAGGAAUGGCACAAAGAAAAAACGUUUGUAAACCGAACCCUCAGAGCCACUCAUAAAGAUGAGUUAGAUCUCGGGAGGAUUUGGAAAUGAUUCAGAAGGAAAACGGGUUGCGGUAUUGAAUAUUGCUUUGUGGUCAAUUUAUGAGAGGACUGAGGUCAUCAUUACAAUGCAUAUAGACAAAUGUUAGUUAUAAAACGGAAUAAAUAAGGAAAUAUUUAAUGAUGUUGCAGUUGUGAUUUAGCGUCGGGGAGAAGCUGGUGAAGA